Molecule: messenger RNA, 1686 nt
Organism: Balaenoptera ricei (Rice's whale)
Lineage: Eukaryota; Metazoa; Chordata; Mammalia; Artiodactyla; Balaenopteridae
Gene: NANOS1
Product: nanos C2HC-type zinc finger 1
Exons: 1
Coding region: 27-896 (289 amino acids)
Biological process (GO): negative regulation of translation; oogenesis
Cellular component (GO): perinuclear region of cytoplasm
Molecular function (GO): mRNA binding; zinc ion binding
Source: RefSeq, a predicted model, not a curated record
CGGCGCGCGCGUCCCGCAGCCCGCCCAUGGAGGCUUUCCCCUGGGCGCCCCGCUCGCCCCGCCGCGGCCGUGCCCCCCCGCCCAUGGCGCUCGUGCCCAGCGCCCGCUACGUGAGCUCCCAGCGCCCGGUGCACCCGCAGCCCUUCAGCUCGUGGAACGACUACCUGGGGCUCGCCACGCUCAUCACCAAGGCGGUGGACGGCGAGCCGCGCUUCGGCUGCGCCCGCGGCGGGGACGGCGGCGGCGACGGCUCCCCGCCCUCCUCUCCUUCCUCGUCGUGCUGCUCCCCCCACGCUGGGGCUGGGCCCGGGACACUGGGGCCCGCGCUGGGGCCGCCCGACUACGACGACGACGACGACGACAGCGACGAGCUGGGAUCCCGGGGCCGCUACCUGGGGGGCGCGCUGGAGCUGCGCACGCUGGAGCUGUGCGCGGACCCCGCCGAGGCCGGGCUGCUGGAGGAGCGUUUCGCCGAGCUGAGCCCGUUCGCUGGUCGCGCCGCCGCCGUGCUGCUGGGCUGCGCGCCCGCCGCUGCUGCCACCGCCGAAGUGGCGCCGCGCGAGGAGCGGGCCGCGGCGUGGGCGGCUGAGCCCAGGCUGCACGCCGCCUCCGGGGCGGCCGCCGCCCGGCUGCUCAAGCCCGAGCUGCAGGUGUGCGUGUUCUGCCGGAACAACAAGGAGGCGGUGGCGCUCUACACCACCCACAUCCUGAAGGGACCCGACGGGCGAGUGCUGUGCCCCGUGCUGCGCCGCUACACGUGCCCCCUGUGCGGCGCCAGCGGCGACAACGCACACACCAUCAAGUACUGCCCGCUGUCCAAAGUGCCGCCGCCUCCCGCCGCCCGCCCGCCGCCGCGCAGCGCCAGGGACGGCCUGCCCGGCAAGAAGCUGCGUUGAGGACCCGGGCUCCGGUCUGCUGCUGCCACCUGACGCCACCAGGGUCGCCGCCUGCCUACUCUCGUAUUUGGUCUGCGCACUCUCCCUUGUUGUUGGGGAGCAUGGAGCUCAGCAGUUGGCUCAACUUGGGAUGUCGUCUUGUUUUUCUCAAAGGAAGCCGACGGUACUGAGUACUUUCCUGUCGAAGAGCGGUUGAGAGUAGACGCUAAAGUCUUGAUUUAUCUCUAGUUUGUGCACAUCCAGACGGUGAAGGCUGGGUAUUCCGCUAACUGAAAUGUGGCAACUUAGAGGCGCUGUUUAUUUAUACGUCGACCUAUUUUAGAUGCGCAUCAGUAUGAAAUUGUCUCAAUCUAAUCUUGGAUGUUUAAUUUUAUGAAUGGAGGCACUUUACUAGGUCUAGAAUAUUUUUUUAAAAGCCUCUUAACUGAACUUAACUGGCGAUUUUAUGGAAUGUCAGCAAAAUGACUUUUAUUGUUUGAAACAAGUAAUAUUUCUGUUGUCCUUAAUCAAUUAUAAUUCCAGGCGAAGCAACCCCCCUGCCUGGUAGUAUCAUUAAGUGAAGGCUUAGUAAACUUUCCAGUAUUAGUUUGGGUGGGUGUUCCCUCCUUGUGGCUUGUUUCUGUCCUAGCUGGAUGUAGCAGGUAGAAUACAGCUCCUUAUCCUUUUAUGUACCAUAUCUUUUAUUACUGAACGAGCAACUAGCGUUUUCCACCUUUAAAAGUCGUGCCAAGUUAUAAUGUUGUGUAUACACUUGAAAAUGGUGCUGUUUAAAAAAACUUGUGCAUUUAUA